Molecule: messenger RNA, 1116 nt
Organism: Cylindrotheca closterium
Lineage: Eukaryota; Bacillariophyta; Bacillariophyceae; Bacillariales; Bacillariaceae
Source: the annotation of a GenBank genome assembly
AUGGCCGAGACUAACAGUGAAAACGCCGAUACUGAUGCCUCUUAUGAGGAGAAGUUAAAUGCUCAAAAAGAGAUCGCUAAAGGAAUGAAGAUUUCAGAACUGAAAUUGAAAUUGCAAGCGGUAGGAAUCUUCACUACUUCUUUUGUCGAAAAAUCCGAAUUUGUGAAUGCCUACGCCGAAGCAAUGGUGAACGCACCGGGUACGGGAUUGGAUAGUGAAGAUGAUCAAGAGGGAUUCUCAGAGGAAGUCGAGUUUCCUCCAACUAUCAUGCAUCGUGUCGAAAGGCUGAAGAAAUUGAACAAUGAUCGAGAAGAACAAAGAAAGCAAUAUUUGAAAGAAAGAGCGGAGCUCGAAGCCAAGUACCACAAACUUGCGGAACCACUCUACGAAGAGAGAAAACAAGUUGUGCUUGGACAGAAAGAUGAAGAAAUUGCAAAGGAGCACGAAGGAGAAAGCGCAGAAAAAGGUGAUCCCGACGAUGUUGGAAUCCCACAGUUUUGGCUUUCGGCCAUUGGCCACAUGGGUCCGGUGGCAGAGUUACUCUCGGAACCAGAUUUAGAAUGCCUGGAACACCUGCAAGAUAUUCAAUGCGUAGACCAUGAAAAUGGUGGAGGCUUCACCUUGUCCUUCCAUUUUGCUCCAAAUGAUUACUUCGAAAAUACGAUAUUGACAAAGAGCUACGUGGUUCCAAACCUUUUACUUGCAGAUGAGCCAAUCUUGAAGGAUGUUCAAGGAUGCGAGAUAACUUGGAAGGAAGGUAAAUGUCUCACUUUCAAAGAGGUUAUCAGGCAGCAAAGAGGGAAAGGAAAAAAUGCAGGCCAAGUCAGAGCAGUAAAAAAGCAGGAGAAACAAGAAUCCUUCUUCCACUUCUUUACUCCCCCGAAAAUGCCAAGUCUCUCCACAAUGAACGAACAAGAUGCAGAGCGGCUUGAACAUGCCUUUGACGAGGAUUAUGACAUCGCGCAAGCAUUCCGGUCUCACAUUGUUCCCAAGGCCGUGUUGUGGUUUACAGGACAGGCUAUGGAGAACGAAAUGGAAGCUGCAAUGGCAGGAAUGAAUUUUCCAACGGGAUCUGCACCUGGUGAUGGAGAGAAUCCUGAAUGUCAACAAAGCUAG